Magnolia sinica is the source of this 1118-nucleotide messenger RNA. RefSeq names its product DNA replication complex GINS protein PSF2. Gene Ontology annotation, biological process: DNA replication; double-strand break repair via break-induced replication. The record is from RefSeq and is a predicted model, not a curated record. The coding region runs from base 177 to 812 and encodes 211 amino acids. Lineage: Eukaryota; Viridiplantae; Streptophyta; Magnoliopsida; Magnoliales; Magnoliaceae. Gene Ontology annotation, cellular component: nucleus; GINS complex. The transcript has 8 exons.
GCCAUUUGAAACUAGGGUUUUUAAUCUCCACCGAAUUGCAUUAGCUUUUUCCUGUUUCGAAUUCCAUUGCCUCCGAUCUCCAAUUCUCCGACUUUCUCCUUGCAUUCACUUCAAAUUUCUCAAAAAUCUCCUACACGAUUUCUCAGAAACCCUUGGUUUCUGGAAGAUCUCAGAAAAUGGCGGGACAAUCUGAUCCUCAUUUAUCGAUUUUCUCCGCACCAGAGGUGGAGUUUCUUGCGGAAGACGAAAUGGCAGAAAUCGUUCCGAACAUACGAAUGGAUGCUCUCCAUAUGAUCUGUGGUGAUUUUGGUCCUUUCUUUCCACAAAUAGCUACCAAAGUACCACUGUGGCUUGCAGUAGCUUUGAAGAAACGGGGUAAAUGCACGAUUCAGCCACCCGAAUGGAUGUCAGUUGAGAGGUUGACACAGGUCUUGGAAGCAGAGCGAGAGUCCCCUAGAGAAUUUCAGCCACUACCAUUCCAUUAUGUGGAAAUUUCAAGGCUUCUAUUCGAUCAUGCUCGAGACGACAUCCCAGAAAUUUAUAUGGUGAGAUCUCUGAUCGAGGACAUCAGAGAUGUAAGGUUUCAUAAAGUUGAGACUGGCUUAGAGACAAUUUCUGCUCGCACUCAUGCAGUGAAGCUAAAAAAUCUCUCUGCAAUGGAAGUAAAUAUAGUGCGGCCAUUCAUUGUGAGAGCUUUACAGGCUUUCUACAAGCAUGAUAGCCCAGAGAUGAUCCAUCAACCAGAUGCAAUGGGCAGCAAGCGGCCACAAGUAGCAGAUCGUGGUCCACGAAGAGAUCUGCGGCCUCGGUAGAUGCCUGAAGCUGGUCCAACACGGGUUUUGUUGCGUUGGCUUGUUUCUUUUUGCUGUAAUCACAUCUUCACCAGCAGCAAUAAUUUCCAAAGGUUGGUAUGAGAAGGUUAAUGUUUCUUUAUCUCUAACCCCUUAACAGGUUCGUGCUUUCUUGACAGUUAAGAUAGCUAGAGACAUGUUGUUUAUCUCUUAUGAGUUGUACAAUUUGUAGAGAAAAGUUGGGUUGUUCUGUAAACAUGAACUCCCAACAGAUGCAUGCGGUAUUCAUUUUUGUGCAUGAAAAGAAGAACAAUCCAAUAUUAACUC